AUGCCGAUGUUCGACGACAUUUUGAGCCGUGCAGAAAGCCUUUCAUCAUCGAAUUAUCAUGCCAAAAUUAACGAUUUUUUCCCGAAUAAAAGAAAUGGCAACGAUAUUCCUCGCGAUCAGCAUUUAUGCCGUCAGGAUAAUCCGUACAGCGGUACAACCUUCGACAAAGAUCUCAACAGCAUUUUCCGCGCAAGUGAACAUUUAUGGAAGACAAAUGCUAGCUCUGUUCCUAUUCAGAAAAGCUUUCUCUUCGGAGAGAAAGGUGUGGUAUUUGGGCCUACGGUGCCUACUCUCAAAGAGACAAAAGUUCCCCCAAAAUCCAGCGAUGAGUUAGAGAUUGAUGUGGACCAAGAACGUGUUCGACUGGAAACGGAACGCUGCUUUUUCAACCAUGUACUCCUUUCGCGUCCACAGCCAUCUAUAACUCCUUCAGUGAAAAUGUCGUCAAAG
Messenger RNA from Cooperia oncophora, 450 nucleotides. The record is from the annotation of a GenBank genome assembly. NCBI's taxonomy places the organism in Eukaryota, Metazoa, Nematoda, Chromadorea, Rhabditida, Trichostrongylidae.